Molecule: messenger RNA, 702 nt
Organism: Castor canadensis (American beaver)
Lineage: Eukaryota; Metazoa; Chordata; Mammalia; Rodentia; Castoridae
Gene: Tpd52l3
Product: TPD52 like 3
Cellular component (GO): cytoplasm
Source: RefSeq, a predicted model, not a curated record
AUGGAACAUUCCUGCUUGGAGUCCCAUGCCACAGGACUGGAGUCUGAGCCUGCAGGCCUGAAUUUCAACUCUGCCGGCCACGAUUUUUUCUCCACAGGCCAAGGAUCAGACUCUUUCUGCCAAGAAUUGUACCCGGACUCACUUAAUGAAGAACUUUCCCUGUCCCUGCCAGAUGCCAUGACAGAGACUUUGGUGGACACAUAUGAAUAUCAUCCAACUUCUGAACCAGAAGAUCUGACAGAGACGGAGCAAAUGGAGCUCAAAUCCGAGCUCACUAAAUGGGAGACCGAAAUCUUAACCCUAUGCGAUGUGCUGGCAGUCAAAGAGAGACGCUGUGGGGAGCUCAAGAGGAAGUUAGGCCUCGCGACCUUGGUGGGACUGAGGCAGAAUCUGUCCAAGAGUUGGCAUGACAUUCAGAGUUCCAACGCCUACGUGAAGCAGAAGACUUCAACUGCUUUGUCCACCAUGGGCUCUGCCAUCUGCAGGAAGCUUCAAGACAUGAAGAAGUCAGCCACUUUUAGCUCUUUUGAAGGUCUGAUGGGGACAAUCAAGUUAAGAGCCUCAGGUGGCAGAGAGCUUGAUGGUGACUUCAUUCCUGCUUCAGCAAGGAGUGGUGAUGAUUCACUCCAGAUUCCAGGAAGUGGGGACGAUACUGUUCCAGGUCCUGGAGCGCACCUCCUACCUUUCUCCGAGACAGAAUGA